UGUACGGACGAUUAUUACAGGAACACACACUUGAGGGAUUCCUGAGAGGAGUAGCGGUUUGGUGUCUAUUGUUACGGGAAAAAUCGAAAACCUGUUCUGUAUAACUGGAUAAAAUUAGGCUGAAUUUAUGCGCUGAGCUGGUUAGCUUUGUCGAGAAAAAAAAAAAACCAGAGAAAAUUUCACGGUGCGAGUUCAUGAAUAUGACUUCUACAGUGGACUUCAGGACUCAUGUGGAUCAGUCAUGCAGAUACUCCGAGGAGUUUGUUAACAUUUACUAUGACUGCAUGGACAAAAAAAGAAGAAACCUGACAAGACUGUACCUGGAUAAAGCCACGCUGGUGUGGAACGGGAAUAACGUUUCAGGACAGGAUGCUCUUGGAGAAUUUUUUGAGUCUCUUCCCUCAAGUGAAUUUCAGGUGCACACACUGGACUGCCAGCCUGUCCAUGAACAAGCCACCCAGGGCCAGACAACACUGCUGGUGGUCACUGCAGGCACGGUUAAGUUCGACGGGAGCAAACAGAGAUAUUUCAACCAGAAUUUCCUGUUAACGGCUCAGGCGUCCCCGAACAGCGACCAGCCAGUGUGGAAAAUCGCAAGCGACUGUUUUCGCUUUCAAGAUUGGGCGAGCUAAAUGAGCACUGUCAUGUCAGUUAUUGUGAAAAUCCUUUUUUUACAAAAUGGUUGUUCUGAUGGAGGAUCUGAGUGACUGGUGUUUUUAUGGCUGGUGUAAAAAAAAAAAAAGAUUUGUUACCAAAUCACAUGGACACGAUGUGCUCUGUAGAAAACAAUUUAUUUAUCACAACGUAGUACAACGUAUUACAUACAGACUGUGGUUCACAAAGUUGAAUAAAUAAGAGUCAUGAAACAUUCAAGCCAAUGCACGGGAUCCUCCAACGUUCACAUUUUAAAUUGUACAUUAGGUUGGAAUCCUGCGGCUUGAUGGAAAAAAUAAAAUGUUUUAAAAUCUU
This is a messenger RNA of Clarias gariepinus (North African catfish), 969 nucleotides long. It is a transcript of the gene nxt2, whose product is annotated as nuclear transport factor 2-like export factor 2. The transcript is spliced from 4 exons. Gene Ontology annotation, cellular component: nuclear pore central transport channel. The record is from RefSeq and is a predicted model, not a curated record. Gene Ontology annotation, biological process: protein import into nucleus. NCBI's taxonomy places the organism in Eukaryota, Metazoa, Chordata, Actinopteri, Siluriformes, Clariidae. The coding region runs from base 195 to 632 and encodes 145 amino acids.